Molecule: messenger RNA, 2133 nt
Organism: Aspergillus chevalieri
Lineage: Eukaryota; Fungi; Ascomycota; Eurotiomycetes; Eurotiales; Aspergillaceae
Exons: 3
Coding region: 1-2133 (710 amino acids)
Cellular component (GO): cytoplasm; membrane; microtubule
Molecular function (GO): GTPase activity; GTP binding; microtubule binding
Source: RefSeq, a predicted model, not a curated record
AUGGAUACCCCGUCGAAAAAAGAUUGGAUUCCGCUGGACAGUGGUCAGGUCCGAAGCGGACUUGGCCUAGUGUCAUCCAGGAUAUCUGAACGUCUUAAUCAAGUUGACCGUGUUCGCGCCAACGGGGUUGGAGACCACAUCGCGCUUCCGCAGCUGGCUGUCUGUGGUGAUCAAUCAUCGGGAAAAAGCUCCGUCUUGGAAGGGAUCAGUGGAAUUCCCUUUCCUCGCCAGGAUGGUGUUUGUACCCGGUUUGCCACGGAAAUCAUCCUUCGCCACGAGCCAAAAGAUCAGCGAAACACGGCGACCAUCAUCCCUCACAUGUCCCGCACAGAAGAUGAAAAGAUCAAGUUGAGCGCCUUUCGCCGCGACAUCAACGACCUUUCGGGUUUGCCUGGCAUCAUCGACGAAGUUGCGAGACUUAUGGGUGUGCAAGGCACCAAUGACUUAGCUGACGCGCCAACAUUUGCCGCUGAUGUACUUCGCUUGGAGGUUGUCGGGGAUACUGGUUUGCACCUGACCCUUGUUGACCUGCCUGGUCUGAUCUCCGUCUCUGAAAACGAGGAAGACGUGCAGCUUGUCGGCGAUCUUGUGAACUCAUAUUUGGAGAACUCACGGACAAUUAUUCUUGCUGUGGUCCCCGCAAGCAGUGACGUGGAUACCCAGAGUAUCAUCCAACGUGCUCGUCGUUUUGACAAGGAUGGGCUCCGCACUGUUGGAAUUAUCACCAAGCCCGAUCUGAUCAAUGACGGUACCGAAUCACGGGUUGCAAAAUUGGCCAAAAAUGCUGAUAGGACUAAGCUGAAACUUGGAUUUUUUCUUGUUAAGAAUCCUAGGCCUAUUGACUUGGAGAAGGGCAUGACCAUGGUUGAGCGUCGGAAGAUGGAGGCGCAAUUUUUUGCCAAUCCCCCUUGGAAUAAUCUUGGACUCGAUCCUUCACGUGUCGGCAUAGACAAUCUUCGGGUCUUUAUGCAAGACCUCCUUGACCGACACAUCGAGCGCGAAUUGCCCAAAGUUCGAAAGGACGUGUCUCGGCUGCUUAAUGAGAUCAACAAGGAACUCAUGGAUCUUGGGACCGAACGAACCUCGCCUGCACAGAUACGCAUGUACCUGACGCGCAUUGCUACAGAAUUCCAAGAUCUCGUGAAGGCUGGAGUUGAGGGAAUAUAUGGUAGCCGAGACGGAUUCUUUCAAGAAAUCAAUGAUGAAAAGGAAUGUCAUCGUCUUCGGGCCGCGAUCCACAUGGCAAACGGGAAAUUUGCCAACUACAUGAGACAGCAUGGGCAAAAACGCAAAUUAAUUUCGGCCGAACAACAGGAAGACACUGAUCCAGAGAUUGGUCAGAUCUUAGUGACCAAGGAGCAAAUGUCGUCGUGGAUCAAGAAGAUAUACAACAGUACCCGUGGCCGAGAACUUCCUGGCAAUUAUAAUCACGCAUUGCUGGGUGAAUUAUUUCAUGCGCAGUCAUCUCGCUGGGGUGAUAUUGCUCGCGAACAUGUCACUACAAUCACGGACUUGGUUUUUAGAUUUGUACAAUCUGCUUCGGCAUUUGUAAUAAAAGAUACAAAUGCCCGGGAAAACAUUUGUCGACAUAUUGUUACGAUAUUGGAUGAAAAUUCCAAGCGCGCAUCCAAUGAACUGAGAAAGUUGCUAGAUGACGAAGCUGGAUGUCCUAUCACAUACAACCAUUAUUACACUGAUAAUGUCCAAAAGGCGCGCAAUAACCGUUCGAAGCAAGACCUUGGCACGUCGCUAAACAAUACCAUCAACGAAGACUGGAAUGGUCGCUUUCAUGUAAGCAACUCGCCCGACGAGAUCAGUCGGCUUGUGGCGUCUCUUCAAAAUCAUGGUGUCAUUGUUGAUAUGGAGGAGCGGGCGUGCUACGAAGCACAAAUUGAUCUGGAUGCCUACUAUAAGGUCGCUAUGAAAACCUUUGUCGAUAAUGUCUGUCGCCAAGUUAUCGAGAGGCACAUUCUAGCUAAGCUUUCAACUGUAUUCAAUCCGAUGACGGUCAGUAGCUAUUCAGAUGAAGAUCUAUUCUGUUUGGCUGCCGAGUCAUCUAAGCUUAGUAAGCGUCGGGUUGAGGCAAGUCAACUACGAGGGGCAUUAGAGGACAGCCUUCGUGAAUUGCGUUGA